Molecule: messenger RNA, 1350 nt
Organism: Pteropus alecto (black flying fox)
Lineage: Eukaryota; Metazoa; Chordata; Mammalia; Chiroptera; Pteropodidae
Gene: CD40
Product: CD40 molecule
Exons: 9
Coding region: 87-926 (279 amino acids)
Biological process (GO): inflammatory response; TRIF-dependent toll-like receptor signaling pathway; positive regulation of isotype switching to IgG isotypes
Cellular component (GO): CD40 receptor complex; external side of plasma membrane
Molecular function (GO): protein binding; antigen binding; signaling receptor activity
Source: RefSeq, a predicted model, not a curated record
CUGGGCAAGUCCUCGGGCUGGGGCCUGUGAGUUACUAGAGGCUCCGUCCCACGCGCUCCCUCCCGCCGCCCGGUUCUCACCUCGCCAUGAUUCGUCUUCCUUUGCAGUGUCUCCUCUGGGGCUUCUUGUUGACCGCUGUCCACCCAGAACCACCCACUGAAUGCAGAGAAAAUCAAUACCUAAUAAACAGUCAGUGCUGUAAUUUGUGCCCACCAGGAGAGAAACUGGUGAAUGAGUGCACGGAGACUGCCAACACAAAAUGUUUUCCUUGUAGUGAAGGCGAAUUCCUAGGCACCUGGAACAACGAGAGACACUGUCAUCAGCACAAAUACUGUGACCCCAACCUAGGGCUCCUGGUCCAGACAAAUGGCACCUCGAAAACAGACACGACUUGCAUGUGUGGUAAAGGCCAAUACUGUACCAGCGAUGCCUGUGAACGCUGCAUCCCGCACAGAUUGUGCCCCCCUGGCUUUGAGGUCCAGCAGAUCGCUACAGGGGUUUCUGAUACAAUCUGCAAACCUUGCCCAGUUGGCUUCUUCUCCAACGUGUCAUCUGCUUUUGAAAAGUGUCACCGUUGGACAAGCUGUGAGUCUAAGAACCUGGUGGAGUUACAAGCAGGGACUAACAAGACGGAUGCUGUCUGUGGUUUCCAGGAUCGGAUGAGAGCCCUGGUGCUGAUCCCCAUCAUUAUGGGGAUCCUGACUAUUGUCCUGUUGGUGCCUGUCUGUAUCAGAAAGAUGACCAAGGAGCCAGAAAAUAAGGCCUACCACUUUAAAAACCAACGGCAGGUUCCCGUGGAGACGAUCGAUAUAGAUUUUCCUGGCCCCCACUCCACCGCACCGGUGCAGGAGACCUUGCAUGGGUGCCAGCCGGUCACGCAGGAGGAUGGCAAAGAGAGCCGCAUCUCAGUGCAGGAGAGACAGUGAGGCUGUGCGUGCCCAGGAGCGUGGCAGCAUGGACAAAUGUACACGUGGCCGGGGAGCCUGGAGCUGUUGCUUUGCUGUGACCAGGAGGGGCCGGUGCUUGGCACAGCCCCACUCUGCCUGUACCCCUGUGGCUCAGAAACACUUCACCUCGGGGGAACAUCCCACUCCAGCCUGGAGCCCAUUCGAUUUCCCAACUUGCUUUUAAAGAUGGAGGCAAAACUUUGGGGGAGGCGCAUCUAAUAAUAUUAUCAAACUCUCCAACGCAGCAGUUUAGUGCCUGGAGAUGUAUCAUGGUGGUUUUGAUGAGCAUCUGCACAAAUACCCAUUGCAGAAUUGUUUGUGACAGAGAACAACUGGAAGCCACUUAACUGUCCACCAACAGAGGACUGGCUAAAUAAAAUUGUAACAUAUUUAUGUAACAGGA